GUGACUAUCUAUCCGCGCAUGCGCAGUGGACCCGCGACUGUUGUGCUCAACAGCCUGCCUUUCAUUGUAUGCCACAUACAGUAAACUCAAAGUGCAAACGUAAAAUAUACUAAUCGUUAUUUACAACGCCAUUUAACAUCUUAAAGUGGAGCGGCAUUGUCCCGAAAGGACACAUCUAAAGACCUGAGGCGACGAGGCUAACGUAGCUGAAGAUAGCUGCAGCUAUGAGCUUCUUCGGUUUUGGCCAAAGUGCGGACAUAGACAUAGUUUUAAACGAUGCAGAAACAAGAAAAAAAGCGGAGCACAAAGGCGAAGACGGCAAAAAGGAAAAGUAUUUCUUGUUCUACGAUGGAGAGACGGUGUCGGGGAAAGUAAACGUGACGCUCAAAAACCCGGGCAAGCGGCUGGAGCACAGUGGCAUCAAGAUCGAGUUCGUCGGCCAGAUCGAGCUCUACUAUGACCGGGGUAACCACCAUGAGUUUGUGUCGCUGGUGAAGGACCUGGCUCGUCCCGGAGAGAUGACCCAGUCUCAGACAUUCGACUUUGACUUCACACACGUGGAGAAGCCCUACGAGACGUACAGUGGUGCAAACGUCAAACUGCGCUACUUCCUGCGAGCGACGGUGGGCCGGCGGUUGAACGACAUCACCAAAGAGCUGGACAUCGUGGUGCACACGCUCAGUAGCUACCCGGAGAUCAACUCCUCCAUCAAGAUGGAAGUGGGCAUUGAGGACUGUCUGCACAUUGAGUUUGAGUACAACAAGUCAAAGUAUCACCUGAAAGACGUGAUCGUAGGCAAGAUCUACUUCCUCCUGGUGCGAAUUAAGAUCCGGCACAUGGAGAUCGACAUCAUCAAGCGGGAAACCACGGGCACGGGGCCCAACGUCUACCACGAAAAUGAAACCAUCGCCAAGUACGAGAUCAUGGAUGGAGCACCAGUCAGAGGGGAGUCCAUCCCCAUCCGGCUGUUCCUGGCCGGCUAUGAGAUGACGCCGACCAUGAAGGACGUCAACAAGAAGUACUCUGUGCGCUACUACCUCAACCUGGUGCUCAUAGACGAGGAGGAGAGGCGCUAUUUUAAGCAGCAGGAAAUCACGCUGUGGAGGAAGGGAGACGUCGUGAGGAAGAGCAUGUCCCAGCAAGCGGCCAUCGCCUCUCAGCGCUUCGAGGGAACGCCCAGAGUGGAGAAGUCCCCGGCCCUGGAGGAUGACAGCUAAAGUCUGAGAGAGAGAGAGAGAGAGAGAGAGAGAGAGAGAGAGAGAGAGAGAGAGAGAGAGAGAGAGAGAGAGAGAGAGAGAGAGAGAGAGAGAGAGAGAGAGAGAGAGAGAGAGAGAGAGAGAGAGAGAGAGAGAGAGAGAGAGAGAGAGAGAGAGACCCCCCUUUAAGGACCCCACACUGUUCUGCUGUUUGAUUUCUGAUGGAAUGUACUUUUUUUAUUUCUAUUUUGUGAGUGAAGAAGAGUAAGGAAUUGUGCAUUCAACUGCAGCGAGCACCAGAUGGAUUUUUACUCAGAAAUAACUACUUUUUUUAUGACAUUUUCAUUUUAUUUCAUUAUUUUUGUUCUUUAUGAGAAAAACUACCGUAAUCUGGUACUCAAGGGAAGGAUUUUGAAAGGUUUUUAAAAAUUGGUAGGGCUCCGGAAUUGGGAUGUGUAUGUAACCAACUGCCAUCUAUAGCAUGUCUCCAAUGUCAUCCAGAGAAGCGAGAACUGCAUUUGUCUUUUAUAAGACUUAUAAGACUUUUUUUGGCCACUUUACUUCAGGAAACUGGUCCACCUUUUUUUGAUGAUACUGAUCCUUGAGUUUGAGUACAACAAGUCAAAGUAGGUGGUGCUGGAGAUUUUCUAAGCAUCUACAAUGGAAGAUAUAUAAGAAGUUUAAAGCAAACGGCAGUUUUAUUGUUUGCACUUAAAGGCAGACAAUGAGGAUUUAGAGCAUUGACUUAUAACUUUGCUUGCACCCUCUUCAUACAUUCCAAGCCUUUCACUAUCCUUUUCAAAAGAAAUUCAAAUUUGUAUGUGCAACAUCCAUUUUACCAGCAUUUUAAUAUGGUUUUGAUGGUAUGUCAGUUGAAAACUAAAAAAGGAUUGUUUUGUAAAUUUGCUGCUGCUAAAACAAAUGUGUGUGCGACUUUUAAACAAAACCCCAAUGUAUAAUUCAAAGUUAAUUAACUCCAUUUGUAGCCUGCCAAUGCUAUUUGCUCUUUAAUCAGUUUUAACUUUUCUUUUUUCUUUGAUCCAUGCCAAUUAUUUAAAGUAUGAGAGUCAAGAGACUAGUGUUUUCAAAAUAAAUAAGUUGACUUGUGAUUUUGCCAAACAAAAAAAGCCCUCCACUCCACUAAUCCCUGGGUUUAUCAAGAGAAAUGAGUCAGUAUUUCACCAGUGGUCUGCCUGUAGUUUAGCUAAUGUAGAUGCCUGCCACAUAAGGCUAGUAGGCUAGACUGGCCAGGCCACCUCUUACGUCUGACGUUGCCAGUAGUUGAAUAGAACUGUGCCUCAUUGUCUGUUGCCAAAUGGUUUCAGAUUAACCCUUAAAAAAUGGAUGUUGUUCCCUUUUCAGCCCAGCGCCUCUAAAGUUAGUUUGUAAUUUUUAGAUGUGGCACACACCCAGCUCCUAUGGUGACCACAAUGUUCAGACUUACGCACACGCUCAGCAUCCUUCAUUCUAUGCUGGUUCUGUUGUUGCUGUUGAAACCCCUACCCACCCCCUCCUCCUCUUCGCACUACUCCUUGGUUUAGAGAAGGUAUAGGGUGGCAUAUCUCACAUGUUGGUGUUGGUCUCGUCUCAGCUGUCUUGGGUCCUGCUAGAGGCUUCUCACUGUGUCUGCAUAGUUCUGUAUCUUAACCGGAGAGGAAUAGUGCAGGCCUUGCCUUCACACCAUGUGGUUGUUGUUGUUGAUGAGUACAUUAUUGUGCGUGUCUCAGAGCAACUCGGACAGUAGUUUGGCAGUUUGGAUAUUCAAUGCUAUUCUAGGUUGCUUGAGGCCUAGAUCUAUUACUCAGGACAUAGGUCAACGCCAUCUUAAAGGAGGUGUUGAAGCCCUGGAUGGCAGUAUAUGUGCAUAUUGUGUUUGAGUCAUAUCCUAAAGAUCAUUGUUGCAUGGGUGAGCAUUGAGAGGUAAUUGUUUUUCUGGUUCAACAUUCAGUUGCACUGCCACUCUUUAAUGUAUAUAAGAUGUGUAUAUUUGUAUCUUUAAAAAACCUUUAAGAGUAAAAAGCACUGAAGCCAUGCCUCCAGGGCUCAGCCUCAUUCAUAAUGCUUGGCCUGUAUUAUUUUUCUUGUCUGCAAAUUAUAUCACUAUAAAUCUUUGCUGUUUAACCUUUCUUAGCAUUUAUUAUGACGGGAUGAUGCUAGGCAGUUAAUAAACUGUUUCAUAAGAUCACCUUAUCAGACACAUUAAGGUUUGUUUUUAACUGGUAUGACCAAUACCAGGAAUACUUGAGAUUACUUGCAGGAUAUAAAGACAUUUUUAUAGACUUCGAUUUUUUUUCUGCAAUGCUCUUUAUCAUGACAUUUCAUCAACGUAUAAUCUUCCCUUGUCCCUUGACUUCAAUAAGUCAUGGAUAGAAAAUUUCAAGUAGGCCUACUGUGUGUGUGAGUGUGCGUGUGUGCAUGGCCAUUGUUGUGUCCUUGAAAAGUUGUUUGUGUUCUCCUUUUUUUUAGAGGUACACCCUACUCCAUAUACUUCUUUUCCUGGUUUACUCAUUGUGUUUUGUCAGUUUUCCCUUCAAAAAUUAAGCCAUUAGUAUUGGAGGAUUUGGGCAGUGGGAGUGAUCCGUGAGGUGUUAACUAACCUAUUUUGUGACGAGAAUGCAAAUAAAAAAUAGAGUGAGAAAAUUUUAGAAAAAACAACACAUGUACAAUGUAAAAUAGCUCCUUUGUACAUGAAAUGUUUCGCUCACUAUAAUUUUUAUCAUGUUUUCUAUUUCUGUGCUAUUUUUAAUUAAAAGAAUACUAAUUUAGUCUUAUUACACAGGAACAUGUUUGAAUUAUCAAUUUUAGAACAUUUAUUUCCAUGAAUCCUGGUAUUAAACUUUAAAUGUAUUUUUAA
Gadus morhua (Atlantic cod) is the source of this 4050-nucleotide messenger RNA. RefSeq names its product vacuolar protein sorting 26 homolog B, like (gene vps26bl). Lineage: Eukaryota; Metazoa; Chordata; Actinopteri; Gadiformes; Gadidae. Gene Ontology annotation, biological process: intracellular protein transport. The record is from RefSeq and is a predicted model, not a curated record. Bases 225 to 1217 code for a protein of 330 amino acids. The transcript has 6 exons.